Molecule: messenger RNA, 1629 nt
Organism: Corylus avellana
Lineage: Eukaryota; Viridiplantae; Streptophyta; Magnoliopsida; Fagales; Betulaceae
Source: RefSeq, a predicted model, not a curated record
AUGGAUGGUCAUUCAAGUAGUGUUGUUGGUUCUAGUUCUGUGUCAUCUAUUCCUAACCCUAGUUCAGCUCUCCCACCAAAACCUAUAAAAUCUGAGCAAACAUCAGUGGUGUGGGAACAUUUUACCAAGGUAGAGGGGGGUGAUCUUAAGGAUCCUAAAUCACAAUGCAAGUAUUGUAACAAAUUGUUUAGUUGUCACACUAGAAAGCAUGGUACAAAUGCCAUGCUUGGGCAUUUGAGGAAUACUUGCAAAAAAUAUCCCGAUAGGUUUGAUAAAGAUGAUAAGUCACAAUCAAAGUUAAGUUUUGAGGGUAAGAGGGAAGGCCAAAUGGCUGUGGGAGAAGGAUCUGUUGGUAAAUUGGUGAUUACUAAAUACAAUGCUGCGAAAAUAAGGGAAGCAAUUGCUCAGAUGAUAAUUAAGGAUGAGUUGCCAUUUAGUUUUGUGGAAGGUGAAGGGUUUUGGGAUUUCAUGAAUAUAGUUGAGCCUAGGUUUUCAAUUUAUUCUCGUAAUACUGUGAUGAAGGAUUGUGUGAAGCUCUUCUUGUCUGAGAAGGAAAAGUUUAGGGCAAUGUUUAUGACAACUGGGGUUCGGAUUUUGUUGUGUAUGCUUGAGUGGGGUAUUCGUAACAUUUUCGCUAUCACAGUUGACAAUGCUUCUACCAAUGAUGCUGCUUUGGAGUUUGUGAAGAGGAGAACUAGUAAUAAGGAGGGUGCCAUAUUAGAGAGUCAGUUUAUGCAUAUCCGGUGUUGUGCACACAUACUAAAUCUUAUUGUGACUGAUGGUUUGAAAGAGGUUGAUGAGUUCAUUGUGAGUGUUAGAAGUGCGGUGAAGUAUGCGAAGUCUUCACCUGUAAGAUUUGACAAGUUUAAGGCUUGUAUUGAAAGAGAACAACUUGAUUUCAAGGGUUUGUUGUAUCUUGAUAUUCCCACUAGAUGGAACUCUACAUUUUUUAUGUUGGAAGGUGCUGAAAAAUGUCAAGCUGCUUUCCAACUUAUGGAAGAGCUUGAUAAGACCUUUAAGCCUACAUUGACCGAGGAAAAGAAUGAGAAAAAUGAUUUGGCACCUCCUACUUGUGCUGAUUGGAGUCGUAUUAAGAUUUUCCUCAAGUUUCUCAAACUUUUUUAUGAUGCAACAAUUCGAAUUUUGGGGUCUUUGUAUUGUACUUCUAAUAUGUACUUUCAAGAAAUUUGUGGCAUUCAAAUGCAUUUACAAGAGUAUAUUGAUAAUGGUGAUUAUGUAUGGAGUGCUAUGGCGGAGAAGAUGAUGACGAAGUACAAUAAAUAUUGGGGGCAUCUUGAGAACAAUGAUAGGGUUAACUUGAUGAUGUUUAUUGCGGUUAUACUUGAUCCACAAACCAAAUUGGUGUCUUUAGAAUAUUGGUUCAAAGAUGUUCUUGGUGUUGAUAGAUGUAAUGCGAUGAAGAAAAAAUUGAAGUCAAUCCUUCACAAAUUAUAUGAUCACUACAACUCCGGAGAGAGUUCAUCUCAAGUUCUACAUAGUAGUGGAUUGUCUCAAGGUUUCUCAAUGAAAAUAGAAGAAAGUGAGAAUGCUAACCUCUACUUCAUGAAUAGGUUUCAUAAGUACCUAACUUCUAAAAGUGAUAUUGAAAACAAAUCGGAGGUGGAUUGA